Aspergillus affinis is the source of this 1815-nucleotide messenger RNA. Its product is annotated as alpha-keto acid decarboxylase family protein. Bases 1 to 1815 code for a protein of 604 amino acids. The record is from RefSeq and is a predicted model, not a curated record. The transcript has 2 exons. Gene Ontology annotation, molecular function: magnesium ion binding; thiamine pyrophosphate binding; carboxy-lyase activity. Lineage: Eukaryota; Fungi; Ascomycota; Eurotiomycetes; Eurotiales; Aspergillaceae.
AUGGAGUUUGGACGCAUCCCAGAGAAACCAAAGUCUGCCCUUCCUCAGGGUACAUAUCUGCUUCCCGCUUCUGAACAAAUCUGUGUCGCGGAAUACAUUUACUACAGGCUGCGCCAACUGGGAGUAUGCAGUAUUCAUGGUGUGCCUGGCGAUUUCAACCUCGCUGCAUUAGACUACGUUGAAGCAACCGGUCUACAUUGGGUGGGAAACUCCAAUGAGCUCAAUGCUGGAUAUGCUGCAGAUGGUUAUGCAAGAAUCAAGGGCCUAUCUGCGCUGAUGACUACUGGGGGGGUGGGGGAACUGUCGGCUCUGAACGCAAUCGCAGGAGGGUAUGCAGAAAAAGUGCCCAUCGUCCACAUUGUCGGCACGCCGCCGACGCACCUGCAGGAUCAAAACGCAAACUUGCAUCACUCACUGGGGGACGGGAAUCUCCGACUUUACGCAUCUAUAUAUCGAAAUUUUACUUGCGCCCAAGCGAACCUAAGAGAUCCUACGCAGGUCCCACGUUUAGUUGACGACACCUUACGUCAGUGCUUGUUGCACAACAGGCCAGUCUACAUAGAACUACCGGCUGAUAUGGUCAAGGUAUCUGUCUCUGCCUCACGCCUCAAGACGGCGAUCGACUUCUCAUUACCGCCGAGCGAAAGCCGGGGGAGGGAACAACAAGCCGUCAAGGGUUUCGUUCAAGCAGUUUUAUCAGCCUUACAACCGUUGAUUAUCCUGGAUGGAUGGGUGUCUCAAUACGGCUUUGAGCAAGAGGCGGAUGAGCUAGUGCGCUUAUCAGGCUUCCCAACGGCCACGACGCCUUUUGGAAAGGGAAAAGUGAACGAAAGUUAUUCAAAUUUCUGCGGCGUUUACGCAGGUGCAGCUGGCAGUCCGGAGUUUCUGAAGUGGGUGGCCAAUUGUGAUCUUGUAAUUCGAUUAGCACCACUUGAUGCCGAUACCAACACGUAUGGAUUUACCACCCUUACGAACCGGAGCGUCACCAUCGAAAUACAUCAGUCAGAAAUCAGCAUUCGCGGGGCGGUCUACUCGGAAGUUAAUGUCAAGAGUGUUCUCCAUGAGGUUCUCUCUCAGCUGGUUGAGCUUGGUCCAGCCAUGUUGGCUUAUAAUGGGUCAUGCAUCGAUCUGAAAAAGUUGAAUUUAACCGCUCUUCCGGACACCCCAGCUGACACGGCAUGCAUCACGCAGGACAUGUUCUGGCGUUUUAUCUCCCGACUCUUCCGUCCGGGAGAUACCAUUAUAGCAGAAACUGGGACAACUUAUGCAGGUUGUUGUGACUUUGCGCUUCCACCCAAAACUACAAUCAUCAACUCCGCUCUCUGGUUAUCCAUCGGAUACGCGUUAGGGGCAUCUGGCGGCGCAGCACUCGCUCAACGAGAAAUGAUAGAGCAAGGUGUUCGAAUGGAAGGAAGGACAAUUUUAUUCGAAGGGGAUGGCAGCUUCCAAAUGACUGUCCAAGCCAUCAGUGACAUAAUUCGGAAUCGCCUUGACCUGAUCAUGUUCAUCGUCAAUAAUAAUGGGUAUACAAUCGAGAGGUACAUCAAUGGAAUGGAAGCGCACUAUAACGAUAUCCAACCGUGGCGCUAUCUGGACACUCCAUGGUACUUUGGGGCAGCAGAAAAUACCACGGAGUACCCUGUGUUUACCAAGCAGGUAAAGACAUGGGGAGACCUUGAAAGGGUUCUUGAGGACAACCAUGUGAAAGAUGGCAAGGGCUUAAUAAUGGUUGAGGUCAUUCUGGAUAAGGAGGACGCGCACCCCUUACUAAAACAGCAAAUGGAGUUGGUCUGCAGGCAGAACAAAGCUCGCUGA